Messenger RNA from Impatiens glandulifera, 1114 nucleotides. Its product is annotated as CAAX prenyl protease 2-like. Gene Ontology annotation, cellular component: endoplasmic reticulum membrane. Lineage: Eukaryota; Viridiplantae; Streptophyta; Magnoliopsida; Ericales; Balsaminaceae. Bases 82 to 1026 code for a protein of 314 amino acids. Gene Ontology annotation, molecular function: metalloendopeptidase activity. Gene Ontology annotation, biological process: CAAX-box protein processing. The record is from RefSeq and is a predicted model, not a curated record. The transcript has 8 exons.
CCGGUGGGCUCUGCAAUAGGAAAAUCGGGACACUUAAUCUCCGAUGUGGAUCCAAGUACAAUAGAGUUUCAACUGUAGUACAUGGUAAUGGCGGAUUCCGGACCGGUCAUGGAGCUAGCUGAUGAUGGUCUUUCCAAGCUACAAUCGGUCAUGGCAUGUCUCGCCAUGGCAGUCUUCUACGUCGCAAUUCUAUACUCUCCAACUUUGAUUCUCCGCCUACCGCCGCCUUCAUCUUUCAAGAGCUUCAUGAUCCGCCGCUUUGUAUGCGCCUUCUUCUCUUCUCUCCUUUCGAUCAUCCUAUGCGCUUCAAUCCUCCCUAUAAGGAGCUGGAAGAUGUCAUAUUUAUCUUCUGUUUACGGUAUCAGACUGGACCACAUGUGGCAAGCUGUGGUCUAUCCUCUUUCUUUGACUUCCCUGAUGUACUGUGGUUCUCUUGUGCUUAAUGUACUGUCACUGAGGAGUUCAAAUGGCAUAUCAAGUGAUGGGCAAGAUCAUAUCCUGAGCAAUUUUUCUGACAAAAUCCUGCAACUCAUCUCCAAUAUUUCGGCUUGGCGAAAUUAUAUCGUGGCACCACUUACAGAAGAGCUUGUAUACAGAGCCUGCAUGGUGCCUUUACUUCUAUGUGCAGGUUUCGGAACGUACAAUGUCAUAAUUUUCUGCCCAAUUUUCUUCAGUUUGGCUCAUUUAAAUAACUUUGUGGAGUUCUACAUGCAGCACCAAAGCUUGGCUAGAGCUUUUACAAUUGCUGGUCUCCAACUUUGCUACACUGUGGUGUUCGGUUCAUAUGCAUCAUUUCUCUUCAUUCGAACAGGCCAUUUCAUUGCUCCCCUGAUUGCCCAUGUCUUUUGCAAUAUUAUGGGAUUACCCACUCUGUAUUCACGGGAAAGCGGUGGGCUAGUGACAGUUGCAUUUUUGAUGGGGAUGAUGGGAUUCAUAUUGCUCCUAUUUCCAUUAACUUAUCCAGGGAUGUAUAAUAAUAGAACUGAUAGUUGCAAUUGUUGGCAAAGAUAUUGUAUUUGGAGCUAAUAUUGUAUUUAUUAAGACAGAUAUUCUGCAUUUUUGCAAUGAAACAGGACAACCAAAUGGUUUUUUGUAUAUGAGAAUGAGAAUUGUC